AUCAGAGUGAACACCAACAGGAGAAUAUUACAGGGGAUUUUGGCACAUUUUUUGGCGUGCACUAUCCACAUGUUCAGCUGUGUUGCUCCUUCCACAGAAGCAUGAUCCUUACAAGUUAUACCUCAUUGUAAAGAUAUCUGGAGAAAUGAAGCAGCUUCCUGCAGACACUGUGCGGCUGCUGUCCAGCUCCCAGGUCAUCACAUCAGUGGUGAAUGUGGUGAAAGAGCUGAUGGAAAACUCCCUGGAUGCUGGCGCUUCAAGCAUUGAUGUAAAGAUGGAGAACUUUGGCUUGGACCGAAUAGACGUACGUGACAACGGCCAUGGAAUAAAAACUGCAGACACUUCUGUGAUGGCUGUAAGACAUUUCACUUCAAAGAUCUGUAGCCAUGACGAUCUGGAACAUCUGGAAACGUAUGGUUUUAGAGGGGAGGCCCUGGGCUCCAUCUGUGCUGUGGCUGAGGUGACUGUAACCACAAAGACAGACGAGGAUGACAUCAGCACCCAAUACAUGCUGGACUUUACGGGGAAAAUAGUUUCUCAGAAACCAUCUCACUUAGGUCAAGGUACAUCAGUGAGUGUGAUGAAACUUUUCAAGAAUCUUCCAGUAAGAAGGCAGUACUACUCCGCCACAAAGAAGUGCAAGGAGGACCUGAAGAAAGUGCAGGACCUUCUGAUGGCCUACGCUAUCAUAAAACCUGAACUAAGACUAAUGCUGGUUCACAACAAGGUGGUGGUUUGGCAGAAGGCUAAGGUGACUGAUUACAGAAGUGCCCUCCUUGCCACUUUGGGCUCCAGCGCUGUUGCUAACUUGCUCCCUUGCUACCAACAGCAGGAACAACCAGAUAUUAUUUUAGAUGGCUUUUUUCCAAAGCCUGGAGCUGAUUACUCCUCUACAAGUUCUUCAACCCCUGACAAAACGUUUAUAUUUGUCAACAACCGGCCAGUCCAGCAAAAGGAAAUUAUGAAGUUGUUGCGGCAACACUACUCUGCUCAGUAUGCAGAUGACGCAGCCAGGCAACGAUAUCCCACCAUCAUGCUUAAAAUUACAGUUUCUCCUUCCUCGCUGGAUGUAAAUCUGACGCCGGACAAAACCCAAGUCCUGCUCCAUAACAAGGAGGCUGUGUUGACUGCAGUAGAGGCAUUGCUGGUUUCCCUCUAUGGUUUUCGACCUGAAACCAGUGAGAAACAUUUUAGCCACGAAACACCUCUCCAACCAUCUAGUCCUUUGCAGGCUGAUGCUUCACGAGUUGAAAAUGAAGGAACCAUAGACAGUGACAUGAAUCUCGCCAACCACAACAAUAAUGACCUCAAAGAUGCACAUAAACAUGGUGACACAGCUUUGUCAACACCACAAACUGAUGCUUUACUGGACCAUCAGCCCUCAAACUGUAGCUCUUCGUCUUCAAUAGCAGAUGAUUGGCUUGUCAACCAGAUCCCAGUGGAGCUUAACUCCAGCUUCUCUCUUUAUGGUGAUGAAAUGACUCGGAGCUGCUCUCAGACAACAGAAAAUGAUUCAGCAAACAAAUCACCAGAGACACUUGCAGACAAUGAAGUGUCAGCUGCAGACACAAACCCAGACCAAAUAUUAGCCGAGGACUGGAGCCGGGGGACAGCUCUCACCCACCCUGUCUCAGGAGAGCCCCUGCAGCCUGUUGUGAUUCACCUACCCUCAAAGCAGACCAUAUCCGACCCUGAUGAGGCCAAGACUCAGAGCAGCUUGAACAAAAAGAUGCUGAAUGCUAUAACGGAGAAACAAGCUACACUGACGGCUUACGACAUGAUCAGCAACCGCACCAUGAGGGCACCGCUGUCUCCUGCCGCCCUGUUUGAGAAGGAGGCCAGAGCUGAGGUCCUCAGGGAGAAGCCCGCAGCCAGCCUGCAGGAUAUCAGCAUUGCUGUUCGCGAGAGGUGGAAAAAUCUGAGGGAGGAAGACCGUAAGAAGUAUGAAGAGCAGGCAAAAAAGCACCUGGAACACCACAACCAAAGGAGCAAGUUGGCCUCGGCUGAAGGCUCUAAAGAGCCUGUUGCAAACACCUCAAAGAGCCAAAUGCAGGGUCAGAAACGCAAGGCUCCUCAGUCCAACCAGCAGCUUCUUGACGAGCUCUUCUCUGCACAACCCCAAAAGAAGGCGAAGAGCCCUGCAUCUAAACCCUCGCAGCCCCUCCCCUGCAGUAUGGCUGCCCUUCGCCAUAAGCUUCAGCGCCUCUCAUCCCAGAGCAGUGCAGCACCACGGGGCCUCCGUCUUGUAAACCGGCUGGCCUCUCAGAGUGCCUGGGUCAUUUUAUGUGGUCAGAGGCUCAUGUUGUUAAACCCGUUUCGAGUGGAGGAAGCCUUGCUGUUUAAGAGACUACUAGAGAAUAAUAUACUUCCAGCAGUGAGUCUGCAGAACUCUGUACAGUUAACAGAUGGAAGUCUUGGGGGAGCUGAAUACACUGAGGCUUUGUGCAACAUGGAGAAACAAACCCUUGGGCUGACUGGAGGGACGUUCUUCUCUGAUCCCAGGCUUGUGGCUAACGGCUUUAAAAUCAAACUCUCUCCAGGCAGCAUGUCAGCCGAGAGACAUCUGGAAGUGACGGCGAUGGCAGACUGCGUGCCUUUUCUUAGCGUGGAGGACCUCAGGGAGAUCUUGACAGCAGUUCUUCACAGAAAGGCCUCGACUGUGCAAGAGUGCAGGCCGCUUAAAGUCACAAACUACCUUCAAGGUGAGGCUGUUCGACUGGCCCGUCAGCUGCCUACAAAUUUAUGUCGAGAAGAUGUGGAGGAAACCAUCCACCGGAUGGAACGCCAGCUGGGUGACACCGGCCAGACCUGCAUUCAUAGACGACCAUUUCUCCACCACCUAACGGAUGUCCCCUCUACAGAAAAAGAAGCAAAGGCUCUGUUCAGGCCUUUAGACUUGUGACAAAUAAGACCACUUACACAGCUAUGAAACUGUCUCAUUUUAUUUCAGUUUACCUAAUUUCUCAGCUUGUUGCCAUUUUCCAUCCAGAUUCGUCAGUACAUUAGAUGAGCUAUGUGUUAACUAUGGAAAACUAUGUUGAUGCAAAGUUUAUCAUUUCCACAGAGCAUCAAAAGACAAGCGUAAUGACUUGAUGAGAAAAGAUAAUUAAUUUUUUCCUAAAAUCUGCUGUUGCAUAUCACGAGAACUAAUCUCUUUUGUACUUUAGAGCACUCAUUCGAGUAUUAAACUAAGAACUCAAACACUCAAAACUGGGACCCACAAGGUCCAGAACUUAGUAUUUCAGAGAGCUUUAGUGUCUGUUUGACACAGCUUUCUGCAUUAAUGUCAGAAGUAGGAAAUAACUUGUCAUCUUCUGGUUUUUUUGCAAUAAACAGCAAAUUCUUUUCA
Melanotaenia boesemani (Boeseman's rainbowfish) is the source of this 3349-nucleotide messenger RNA. RefSeq names its product PMS1 homolog 1, mismatch repair system component (gene pms1). Gene Ontology annotation, cellular component: MutLalpha complex. The transcript is spliced from 13 exons. The coding region runs from base 146 to 2902 and encodes 918 amino acids. Gene Ontology annotation, molecular function: ATP binding; mismatched DNA binding; ATP hydrolysis activity. Gene Ontology annotation, biological process: mismatch repair. NCBI's taxonomy places the organism in Eukaryota, Metazoa, Chordata, Actinopteri, Atheriniformes, Melanotaeniidae. The record is from RefSeq and is a predicted model, not a curated record.